AUGAGCCUGUCAACGGGCCGGGAGGGCAGGCCUGUGGCUGAGCUCGUCCAGCCGAACAAGCCGAGAAAGGAGAGCGCAGAUCAAAGGCCUCGAUGUGCUCGCCGGUCUAGCGGCCCCGUCUGCCGACGCGGUGACGAAUGCCGUCAAGUCGGGCCUAGCGAUGAGUCAUCCCCCUCCGCACUCUGUUCACUCCAGCCCAGCCUAUCUUCGGCUUCUGUUUGUUCGUCUGCUCUUGCUGAGCUGACCGACUUAUUCACCUACCCGGCCUAUUUCAACCGACGCAAGUUGAACCAGACAGAUUGCGUAGAGGGCUGUUGA
This is a messenger RNA of Protopolystoma xenopodis, 318 nucleotides long. The record is from the annotation of a GenBank genome assembly. Lineage: Eukaryota; Metazoa; Platyhelminthes; Monogenea; Polystomatidea; Polystomatidae.